Messenger RNA from Notodromas monacha, 3269 nucleotides. NCBI's taxonomy places the organism in Eukaryota, Metazoa, Arthropoda, Ostracoda, Podocopida, Cyprididae. The record is from the annotation of a GenBank genome assembly.
CGAUGCGCGAACGUGUGGCAUGUUCACGAGGCAACAUCCUUUUUCGAUAUGUCAAAUGAAGUUGCGGCGAAUUUUUCUUAUCGGAGGAAGGAUUUAAGUGAAUUGCCGUGGGAAAGCUCACAUUUUCGUGCAUUUGAUUCUUUAAGCGAACGGAUGAGGCCAAGUUCACGUCGGUGUCUGACAUGUAAUGCUGUAGUUCAAGAGACUCUCUGCAAUAUUGCUGCCUGUUUAUCUUUUUUUAAUAUUGCGAGGAAGUAUCUGUGAUACAGUUCAGUGAAUUCAUAGUCGGUACUUCGUGUGUGAUGGGCGAUGCUCGACAUCUGUUUCCAACCGUCACCGACACAAAUUCCGUGGCGAAUUCUUUCGGCUCCCAACGUUGCUCCGACGAUCAAACGGAGGAUGCGAUAGAAAACAGCUCUUUGGAAACGUUUCCUACAGUGCCAGCGUCUGAAUUGGAGAAUGAAAGUGCUUUGGACGAUGGGACGACUACGAGAUCUUCCUCAAGCAAUUCCAGCCACGGUGUGGCCUACAUAACGGAAUAUCCUUCCUUGGAUAUGGCGAGUACGUCAGCAGUUCUCUAUUACUGCAAGAAGCGUUUUCUUCGGCCGUACUUCAUCUUGUUGGCAAUUCUUGGAUGGCGGUCCUUUUCUGAUUCUGCGAGCUGUAGAUUCUUGAAAUGGCUGAAUAGGUUUUACGUCGUCUUCCUUCUGUCGUUGAUCUUACUGGGCUUCACCUUGCAAUACGGUGCCUGUUUUCGCAUGGAUGGAGAAUUGCCUUCGGAACCAUUGACGAUACUAUGGAACCAAACAUCUGUCAAGCAUGUGAAUGUUUCUACAAAAAUUGAAUUAUUUGCGCCUGGAACGUCAAGUCGCAUUGGAGGCUGGAAGCUGCACAAAACCGAUGAUUUUCCUCCAGAUCCGACUGAUGAACAAUGUCCUAAGCCAUCCCUAGCUGCAUUCAUAUUGCCUGACAUUCUUCUCCUCGGAGCAUACUUGUUCUUUUUCUAUGUGAUGCGUAUUGCGGAAAACGAGCAAAUGGAAACAUUAUUGGAGAAAGCUUUUUUACAAUCGUCGUGCCCAGUAUCUCUUUCGAAUCAACGUGACAUGCUACAUUCACUGAGAAUAUGGUUGGCAGCUGGAAUUUUGUGGUUGAUGGCUGCGUCUACUGCACUACUCUUGUACCUUGCCACUGCUGAAGUUCGAUUUAAUGUCAUCAGUUACACGUUGUUGCCUUGGGUGCAUAACUCGUUGGAGAGCUUACUGAUCAUCGCAACGUGGUUGCAAGAUGUUGUUCAAAUAACUCUGAUCACGUCAUAUUGUCUGCAAGCGCAGUUGCUUCGCUUAUCUCUGCAAGCUAUUGCCACUCAAGUACUUCAGCGUCAGAUUUCACUUGAAUCUGCAAUGAAAGAAAUAGGAGAGAGUGAGAAAUACUUGGAUUAUUUGAACAAAGAUUUGGGAAUAAGUAUCUGUUUGCUGCUGGUGGUGAAUGUGAGUCGAUUUGCGAGUGGAAGCUUGUGGUUUCUGCUCUCAGACAUCAGUUUGAUUCCUGGUGUUGUGCUGGCAGCUUCCAUCAUGAUGGUUAUCCUUUGGGGAUGUCUUUUUCUUCUGCCACUUCUUCAGGCAUGUCGGCUGAGUGCAAGUUACGAUGACAUGCGAAAAUUGGGCCACAAAGUUCGAGAGCGUCCCUUCGGAUUUCAAAACGCCAGUCCGGCUGAGCUCGAUUCUUUCUUGCUGUACACCAGUUCACAAAACUUGAAAGCGAGAGUCGUUUGUUUGCCCGUAACUGCUGGUUAUGUGUGCUUUGGAUUAGGAUUUUUAGUUUUUAUCGCACUGACGAUGCUACAGAGCUACUCAAAGUUUUGCAGUAGUGACAAUAUCAACUUAGAAAAGGGUGAAAUUCUCAAAGCUUUCAAAAUGGGCAAGACGUUCGUAUUUGAAGUUGCCAUGACUUGCGAUGGAUGCGUGAAUGCUGCGAAGCGUGUGUUGGGUAAAGUGGAAGACAAGAUUGAGUCUUACGACGUGGACCUGUCCAAAAAGCUGGUCACCGUUAUCACAUCGCAAAUGUCCAAGGACGAUGUCGAGGAAGUGUUGAAAAAGACCGGGAAUGACGUGAAAUUUGUUUCAGAAACAAAAGUGACGUCCAUCGCGAGACCAUUGUUUGGUCGUUGGGACCGGAGAAUGUCAUCUCUAACAGAUAUCGUGAUGAUGCAGGAGAUCAAUAACAAGGGUCUCGUGACGUUAAAUCGACCGAAGGCACUAAAUGCCUUGAAUCUCUCCAUGAUACGCGUUUUGACGCCGAAGCUUCAGCGAUGGCGAAACGAAGUUGACCUGAUCAUCAUGAAAGGCGCUGGGGACAAAGCCUUCUGUGCUGGUGGAGAUGUACGGGCCAUAACGGAAGCCGGUAUGAAAGGAUCGUUCAUGGCUCACGAAUUUUUUCGAGAAGAAUACAUAUUGGAUUACACCACGGGAACAAUGAAGAUCCCUUACAUUGCGUUGAUCGACGGGAUCGUGAUGGGAGGUGGGUUUGGGGUGUCUGUCCAUGGGCCAUAUCGAGUUGCCACUGAGAAUACGCUGUUCGCGAUGCCAGAAACGGCCAUUGGCCUCUUCCCAGAUGUCGGUGGUACUCAUUUCCUGCCAAGAAUGAGAGGUGAACUUGGCACAUUCCUGGCAUUGACUGGACAUCGCCUGAGGGGCAGCGAUGUACUGCAUGCUGGUAUUGCAACCCACAUUUGUCCUCGUGAUCGAUUGCGUGACUUGGAAGCAGAAAUUUUGGACCUGAAACUUGUGGAUGAAGCCAGUUUGGAAACCAUUUUGCAGAAGUUCUCGCUUGAAUACGAAUCUAAUCAGGGAAUAACGGAGUUUUCUCUUGCGCCUCAUUUGGAAUUGAUCGAGAAGGUCUUCUCGGCCAAUUCGAUGGAAGAAAUCGUUCGUCGUCUAGAAGCAGAUGGUUCUGAAUGGUCCUUGAAUGUUUUGAAAAAUAUGUUGAAAAUGUCGCCGACGUCACUGAAGGUAACCCUCCGGCAAAUGCGGAAAGGAAAGAAACUGGAUCUAAAGCAAAGUCUUGAGCUUGAAUACAUCAUGGGUCAGCAUUUCUGCGCCGAUCAUGAUUUCUACGAAGGCGUAAGAGCAGUAUUGAUUGACAAGGAUAACGCCCCGAAGUGGAAACCGGCUACAUUGGCGGAAGUUUCGGAUGAGAAAGUAGAAUCCUUCUUCAAAUCUAUCGACCCAGAAGACGUUCUGGUUUUGAAAGAUGAUCCUUCUCAUCUUUGA